Messenger RNA from Mya arenaria, 14580 nucleotides. RefSeq names its product fibrocystin-L-like. The coding region runs from base 131 to 13252 and encodes 4373 amino acids. The transcript is spliced from 68 exons. The record is from RefSeq and is a predicted model, not a curated record. Lineage: Eukaryota; Metazoa; Mollusca; Bivalvia; Myida; Myidae.
UGAUCGUUUUGUUUUGUAACAUUUAAGAUCUUAAAGUCUGUUUAGAUUUUAAAAGGACAGGAAAACUUGCAAAAUUGUGGUGAUACUGACUUCUCCACAAGUGAUGUGCUAAGAUCCUGCUCCUGCAAGGAUGCUGUUAUUUGCAGCCUGUAUUUUCGUAUUGGGGCAUAGUGCUGUCGGACUAGCAGUGACCAGCAUCAGUCCGAACUAUGCCAGCGCCGGCGGUGGCACGAAGUUCUCUAUCGCUGGAGUCGGUAUAAAGGACCAGUUCGCUGGUGACAGUAUCGAUGUGAGGUUCAUGGCGGCAGAUGGAGAAUCCGUCACAUGUACAGUCUUCAAGGAGGAGACAACGGCCACAACCACCGUCUGCCAUAACAAAAAAAUGCGCCUGAACGUGGUGUACAACGUGAGCGUAACUGUGGACGGCACGGUUGUAACUGACCUAUGCACGGACAAUCCGAGCAAAUGCCAAGUCAUGCCUCACUGGUAUACGACGCCUCGUGUGUACGAUGUGAAACCUCAGAGCGGAAAACCAGGUGACACCAUCCUCACAAUGUACGGACAUCUGUAUAGUGACGUCUACGGAAGCAACGCAGUGGCGGACGCUAGAAUUCUAAGAGCGACAGCGACCACCCCAUGUGAGCUCAAGAAUGGCACGGAAAAGGAUGACUUUUAUGGUCUGAAGAUUGAUAACGACCGUAAAGGUUACCUUGUGUGUAAACCAACGGGGACGUUCGUCGGCAACAGCAACUUCACAUUCCUCGUUGAAUCUCCCGCCGGAAUGAGUGUCAAUGAGUGGAACGUUACAAGAGUGGCUUCCGAUGGUUCGAUCUACACCGUACAGUUCUUCACAGAUAUUGAUAGUAUCAGUCAGACUGAUGGCAGUGUGGAGGGUGGAACACUUGUCCAACUUGACAUUGACUAUAUUGAGGAUGCUGGGGCUCAGUCAACCUACACACCCCUUAGGAUUUAUGUUGGAGGAGAGAAAGCUGAGGUUGUAUCGGUGGUCAAGAACCAGCAUGUCGUUAUUAGGACACCGGCUCAAAGUUCUUCUAAAUCAUUCUACUCGGGAAAUCGAGGAUUGAACCUGGAGUACUGGGAUACACAGACGUUCGCCAAUAACGAAGAGGCCAUCACCACCACUGUGGCCUCAGAUGGCUCCAUACACCUGGAUGAAACCCAGCUGAAAGGAAAUGAGCAAAACACCAAAUGGACCAGGAUGAAGUUUGUUUUCAAGGCAGUGUGGGACGGAAGACAUCAGUUCUCAAUGAUGGCCACUGGCGGCGGGGCCCUGAAGGCUGAGGGGUACAACAUGGUUGAAAGCAGUGGCAACUGGGCCUAUGGACAAAUAAUGGACCUCACUAAGGGAGAUGAGUUAGCUGUUAUUGCUGUUGCUGCACCCAGCUCAGAUGAAAAUGCUGCAUUUGUGGUGCGCAUGGCUCACCUUGACACCAAAUUUACCAACUCAUGGGUUGGGAUGGCAUUUGAUGAACAGCAGAGGGUCAAUGCCGAGUCUACUGUGGUCCUUGAACAGCAGACAUUUACAGUAUCAGCAACCUCCGGAUCCAGCACCAAUGAGGUACAGAAGGUUUGCAGCGUGACUGGUGAGAAAACUCAACUGUGUCUCUAUGGCGUGUGUACAGCCCCUGCUGCGUUCAACGCUGUUGAGCUAGUCGCGGCAUUGAAUAAGCUGCCCUUUGUGGAGACCGGCGAGAGCUUUACGGCGGUGGAAGCUGAUUCAUGUGUCACGAUCACUUUCCAGUCUCCCAGAGGUAACAUCCCUAUGAUGUCUGCUAUUGGUGCAGGCAUUACUAUCACUGUCGAGACCCAGGGCGUGGCCAGUGGAGACAAGUUCUCCUUCAUGUAUGGUGGCAUUCCUAGCCCUCUUAUUGAUGUCGAGAGUGAUACAGGUGUCAUGGCUGGAAAAAUGACUGAGGCUUUGACGACAAUGUUCAGUGUGCGAUGUCCAAAAAGAUUCCUUGAACCAGUCAAUGGCUACUACCAGGGAUUUGAGACUGGUUUCUCUGAUGCCACUUCAGAAGUUGCGCCAUUCUGUGGACGUUACAGUCUCAUGAACAAGCAGGUUAUCUACCCGUUUGGCAGUGAGGGAAACAGGCGUAUCAGUGGAAAACAUUUCUGUUUCGCUGUGAAGGGACUUGACAACAACAACAUUGAACUAAGUUUUCACUAUGAUGGGGUAACCAGAAGAGUAACAACAGCCUUUACAACAGCUUUGGAGGAAAACACUUGGACUGGCGCAAAGGAAGAAGACAACACAUGGAAAUAUACCUGUCUGAAUCUCCAGACCAUCUUCACUGAAAGGUGGCCCUCCCUUGACGACUAUAGCAUGUACGUCUUAACACAGGCUAAGCUUACGCAAAACAACCUAGAGAAAGACUUCUACGUGGAUGCUGUCUUGGUUACCAGUGCUCCCGUCUACUCCACAGAUGAUGUUUUGACUGGUCAGAGAAUGGAGAUUGCCCAGCCAGGGAAUCGCUUCCGGCACACGAUGAACGAGAUUUCUGUGGUGUAUGAUGAGGCCAACUCUAACUAUGUCCUCACUCUCACCCCACACAGCUGCGGACAUGGAUUUUCUUUGCUCAAUGUGGAUGAGGCCCAGUCCUCAGCUGUGACUAUUUCAUCAAGCCGGGUAACACGUGCAUCGGAGCCAGUGACAGGCACCUACACCCUGUCCAUGGAUGGAAUUUCCUCUGACUCCAUUCCAUUUGACGCCACGGAUAGUGACAUUGAGGCAUUGAUGGCAGGAAGAUUUGGUCGUGUGAAGGUGGAGAGGACGGCUUCAUCCACAUGUGCCAACAUGUACAUAGACAUCAAGUUCCUCGACAAACCCGGAGAUCUACCUCAAAUGACUAUGGAUGGCGAGCCAACUAAACCUGCAGGAGCCACUGCUAGAAUUACAGAUCGCUCAACAGGUCAUCUCAGUCUGUGGCCAAUACCUGGAGACUUUGCUUACUCUUACCACACAACACCCCAGAUAAAAGUGUUUGUGAAUGAUGUCCCUACCAUGUGUUCUGUCUCAUCUGGAUGUGGGUUUGCGUACACCUCAGAUAAAACUCCAACAGUCACUGCCAUCACCCCUACAUCUGGAAAUGAGGGUGACUCGUUGACCAUCACUGGGACAAAGUUCAGUACUACCAAUAGUGAAAACACUGUCACAAUUGGAGGUGUUGACUGCUCUGUCACAGCAGCAACCGCAACAAGCAUCACAUGCGACCUUGGCAACGGGCCCCUUGAAACAUUCACUGUUGAUGUAAACGUUGCUGGCCUAGGAAAGGCAACCAAUACAGCUCCUGGUUUCCAGUACUCUGCCAGUAUAGCCACUAUUGAUCCGACAACAUCCAGCCUUGCAGGCAAUGUUCAGCUGACUGUUUCUGGGGUCGGAUUCUCAUCAGCAUCGACAGUGACAGUGGAUGGAGUAAACUGCCCUGUGACCAGUAUAGAUGUCCCUACCACCAUCUACUGUACUGUACCGCCGAACUCAGACUUGAGUGUGACCAAUGACCAGACAGUAGCUGUUGAAGUGACCAUUGGCUCAAGUACAAUGUCCAGCUCAACGUCCUUCGUUUACACCGCGCUGAACGCCCAGAUCACCUCAGUUACACCUCAGGAAACACUGAGUGUCUUAGGUGACCAGCUGAUUGAUAUUGCUGGAACUGACAUGGGGACUAGUGGUUCGGCCUUCCUCGAUGGCGAGGCACUGGAAGUUGUAUCCUGGACUGCCACUAGCAUCCAGCUCCGCACACCAACCCCAACCCCUUUUGGAACUGACCUUGAACUCCUUGUUCAGUUGGGCUCUCAAGGGGCGCUGCUUAUGAAUGGAGCUAUCCCUACCCUGUCCAUUGCUUUCCGCGUAGACAAUAUUUAUCCCACAUCCGGCUCACUGAAUGGUGGUACAAGGGUGACAGUGUCUGGCGAUGGCUUCCCGACUGAGACAAGUGACAUUUGGGCUGCUGUGGGUGAUACCAACUGCACAGUGUUGACUGCCACUCGUACCCAGGUCACAUGCGAGAUUGGCUCUACCUCAAAGACCCACAAAGUCGACAAUAUGGGAACCACUGGAUUUGGGCCAUACUAUGCCUGGAGUGUGACAGUUCUUGAAGCUGAGGUUGGACAAAAAGUUCAUUGGAGCUGGGACACUGCAGAUUUCCUCAACAACAUCACACAUCGGGUCGUACAGAUUGCUGACCUCGCCAAGGCAGAGCCUCUCUCUGGAGGCAUCUCGAGUGGUCCGGCCUCGCGUAAAGGCGAGUUCAUCUGGGAAUUUACAGCGCCAGGUGAAUAUCACUUCUGGAGUGGCUUUGUUGAUGUGUAUGACAUCAAGAACUACAAAAUGACUGUCAAGGUUUCUGAAAAAACUGCGAGUAUUGAGCCCUUCUCAAUGUUGGUAGCCGACACUGAGCCAGAAUACAAGAUAAACUCCGGAGUUGCUGAUCCUACAGACAGUUCUGGCUGUGCCAUGAUGACUAGCGGCAUUGCUGGCUGCACCCUGGAGAGCCUUACAGCUGCUGACUCGAAAAAGUUCAACUUUAGGUUCACACAAUGCCGCACCCCAACAUUGACGAGUGUGACCUUCUCUGAUGCCCUGAGCACCUUGUCAAGGUCUGCAACUUCAAACACCAUCAUGUCAUUUUCUGGCACUCAAUUUUCGAAUCACGACUGCGCCAAUGUGGUAAAAAUAGGAGACUGUGAGUGCACAGUGAGCUCUUCCACUGCAACAUCUCUUGACUGCUCACCUAAUGCCAACUGUGGCUAUGUUGUGGGCCUUGAUCAAACAUUCUCUGUCAAUGUUUUACAGUAUGGCUUUGCUCAAAAUACAAUCUCUUCCCUGAGUGCAAAAACAGCAGUGUUCGUACCCAGCAUUACUUCCAUCGAGCCUACCACUGGCUCAGCUGCUGGUGGUACCUUGGUCACUAUAGCAGGAGUGGGCUUUGAUGCCCUUGAAGACAUUGCGGUGAGCUUCAAUGGAGCCUCAGCUAAGUGUGUAUCAGUUAAUCCCCUUGUUUGUGAGUCACCAUCCUCAACCACUGGACAAAUUACAGCCACAGUCAGCCAGUUCCCGGCCACUUGUCCUGGCACAUGCAUGUUUACAUACUCCCUUGACAAUACUCCAACCAUCACUGCUGUUGAACCAACAAGUGUCUCUGGAGCUGACACCUUGACCUUUACUGGUACUGGGUUCAAUGAGGGCACUGUUACUGUAGAAGUGGGCGGUGAAGAUUGUACCCCAGUUACUGUGAAUAGUGACCUGGAGGUCACAUGCGAUGUAACAGGUCUACCUGCAGGCGAUAAUAUUGUCAAACUUAGGGUGGGAGGAAAGGGCUAUGCCCAAACAAGCUCUAAAGUUAGUGGCACACCAAGCGCAACAGUUUCCCCAGCCACUGGCAGUACUAGCGGUGGAACAACCCUCACUUUUGCAGGUCAUGGAUUUAGCGGUGAGACAACUGUGGUUGCUGGAGAUGUUUCUUGCAUUGACGUUUCUGUAAAUAGUCUAUCAGAAAUUACCUGCGUUACCGAGAGUAGCACUGCGGGGGCUGUCGACUGGAUGAUCACUUCCAAUGGAGAAGCUUUCCCAGCAGUAUCCUUCACAUAUGAUGAUUCGCUCAAACCAACGAUUACUUCAAUCUCGCCCUCUAGCGGUGACUCUCUAGGAGACCAGCUCCUGACCUUAGCUGGAAGUUUCUUCUAUGAAGGCGUUGGAGUAACCGUUUGUGGAGAUGCAUGCGCUGUUGAAAGUGUCACUGAUACUGAAAUAGUGUGCCUUACACCAGCAAAAACAGAUACUUCACCGUGUGACGUGAGUGUGACAGAGUCUGGGUCAGCUACAUCAACAGCAGGCACACAGUAUGCAUUUGUGGAUGGUGACGCACCUACCAUAACCUCUGUCACUCCUUCGCGUGGUGGAACAGGGGGAGGUACCACAGUCACCUUGGCUGGGACAGGACUCACGGGCGGUACUGUUGACAUAGGGGACAAGGAAUGCUCCAUCGUGUCAAGUACAGACACACAAAUAGUUUGCACAACAGCAUCUCAGACUUCCACAAAGGUUACCAAGGCGAUUGUUACUGCUGGAGGGAAGAGAUCAGUCUCGGCAUCAAGUGGUUCAAGUACCUUCUACUACGUGGAUGCGUGGAGCUCUUCUAAUACCUGGGGCGGGGUCUCGAUUCCUCAGGAGGGAGAAUUCAUCCACAUUCCAGCCGGCAAGACGGUUCUGCUUGAUACAAACACACCCAUCUUGGAUAUGCUCCUUAUUGAGGGAGAACUGAUUUGCGAUGAUGUAAGCAUUGAACUCAAUGCAAACAGGAUCCUUAUUGAUAAAGGUGGACUCUUCCAGUGUGGUACCGCAGAACACCCCCAUGCGGGCAAGGUUGUCAUCACCCUCUACGGACACGCGAGAGAUGCAGAAAUACCUGUUUUUGGCACAAAGGUUAUUGGAAACCGCAAUGGAACUCUUGAUUUACAUGGAACGGCAAUUGUAAACACAUGGACACGACUUGCUACCACAGCUAAUGCAGGUGACACCACAAUCACAAUAGAGGAUGAUAUCAGUGACUGGAAUGUUGGGGAUGAGAUAGUAAUUGCUACGACAGGAAGCAGAGGCUCAGAGGGGGAAACAGAGAAGAAAGUUAUAUCAGCCAUCAACGGGCAAACAAUAACACUUGCCGAUGCCCUGGAAUUCAUGCAUCUGGGUGUAUCAGAAACAUUCACUGGUUCGUGUAUGGAAGUAGCGCAUUACCGAGCUGAAGUUGGUCUUCUGACACGAUCUGUCGUGGUGAGAGGCAAUGACGAUGCCCAGUAUCACUCAGAAGUCGAGAAAUGUGAAGCUGGUUUUGAUGCUGCUGAGUUUACAACACAGACCUGCUUUCAAGGAAGAUUUGGUGAUGAGACGACAAGCAGUCAAUUUGGUGCACAAAUCAUGUGUGCCGGAAAUGAUAAGGAUGCUCAAACAGUGGUGUGCCGAAUCUCGUACACUGAGAUCACAUUUGCCGGGCAGGCAUUCCGGCUUGGCAGAUACCCUAUCCACUUUCACCUGAAUGGAGAUAUGAGUCGGUCAUAUGCUAUAGGAAAUGCAAUCCACAAAACAUUCAAUAGGGCUAUCAAUAUCCAUGGAUCACAUAAUCUUCAGAUUGAACGCAAUGUUGUGUAUAACGUAAUGGGUGGCGCCUUGUUCCUUGAGGAUGGAAUAGAAACCAACAAUCAUUACAGAGGGAAUCUGGUCAUGUUCGUAAUUGCCAGUUCAAGCCUGCUUAAUGAUGAUAUCACACCUGCGUGUUACUGGGUUACCAAUCCAAAUAACUCUUACGUGGACAAUGUCUGUGCUGGUGGUACCCAUUUUGCCUUCUGGUUUCGUUUCCACGAGCACCCUGAAGGUCCAUCGGCAACAACAAGUUAUUGGAUACGUUUAGUACCGUUGCUGAAAUUUGAAAACAAUUCUGCACAUUCUUUCAGCUGGUUUGGCAUUUGGAUUUUCCCUGACUACUACCCAACCAUUGAUGUGGGAUCCAAGCCGGCAAUUUUCAAAAAUUUCUUUGCUUACAACAAUGAGAAAGGAAUAGAAUUUGUGAAUGUGGGCGGUGUUCAGAUCGUAUGUUCCCUGUUUGUCCAGAACACUAAGUCUGGGGUAGAGAUCAAGCAAGUAGUCAAUGGUUACAGAAGAGACAUAAAUCGAAGUACUGGGGUGUUUAAUUCCACAAUAGUUGGCAAAUCCUCACUUGCAGAAGUCCAGAACAGUCACGGAACAACCGAUGUGGCCAUUGUUUUACCUUAUGGAGACACUUUUUAUGUUGUCGGCACCACCUUUAUCAAUUUUGAUUCAACAAGUGCAGUGUUUAAGACCGCUCAUAUUGACGGUACAUGCAGCGACCAGUGUGGCUCAUACAUUUACAUAGUAGAUGGACUUACCUUUGAUAACGUUGUGUAUACCGUCUGGUUUGAAUGGACCAAUAACGGUGUAAUUGAAGUCCUCGAUGGCAGUUUCCCAGGAGUUGCUGCAGGCUCCAGAAUCGUACCUGGUGGUGAAACAGAUACUGGCUGCACACAGGAAUUGACAGGAUACCAAAACGUGCGAACACCAUAUGUACCAGCCCUUGUCUGUGAAGAAACUAAAAAAUUCCAUCGUUUUGCCUUUAAAGGCGUGAGCCCAUCUUCGGUGGAAGGAAAAGACUUUAUUUGUGAAAAUGAGAAUGGAGAAACGAGGGGUCUGUACAGAACACACAGGCUUACACACGCUCCCGGAUGGAUGUUGUCACUUAUGGAUGGAAGCACAUAUUUCUGCUACUUUGAAAAUGCAGAGCACAUGACUAACAUCAGCAUGACUGCCACUAUGAAUGAGAUUGAUGAUGGCGAUUGUGUCAUAAUGGGAUUUCGAGUUAUGGAGAAGCCCGAUCAACUUUCAAUUGGAGGCAGCGAAAAGAAUGAUUCUGACAGCUUCACAUGCGCAGAUGACCCUGAACAUGGCGCUUGGUAUUAUGAUUCGGAAAACACCAGAGUGUAUUUCGCUGUGUCUGGGAAUACCGGAGCACGUAAAAAGCGCGGAUCAGGAUCGAGCAUCGGAAAUUAUGAUAAUGAUAAGAGUUUGCCGAUCAAAAUUGUCAAGUGUUUUUAUGUUGAUUGCAUCCCACCGAUACCCAGAGACCAGCAACCUGCCAAAACAGAACGCCCCGAUCCAUAUCAGUUAUGGCAUGACCCUAUUUGGAGUAGGAAUGGAAGCUCGGUAAAAACAGACAGCACAAUUGGACAUAGCAUGCCAACUACAGGGGAGGAUGUGCUCAUUACUGAAGAUUAUUGGGUGGUUAUUAACCAGACAUAUGAUAUUGAACUUGGAGUCAUCACUGUUGAAGGCGGACUGGAAAUAGAUUAUCUCAGCGGGCAUGUGUUCGUGGUUAAGUUCAAGUUCCUGAUUUUACUUGGCGGACAGCUGAAUGUGGGCUGGGCUAGCAAUCCCAUGUUAUCCGAUGUCACCUUUGUAAUGCUUGGUGACUCCAUGUCAACUCCGUAUACUGAACUUGCUGGCUAUUCUUUAGGAGUAAAAGCUAUGGGUAUUUAUGGUAAGUUGGAGGUAUAUGGUAAAGACAUCGGCAAAACCUUCAGUCUCCUAACGGCAACUGCAACAGCAGGAACAAGUACUCUGUCCGUGACUGGAUCGGAAAUAGCCAAUUGGAGCGUGGGUGGUGAAGUGGUGAUCACUUCGACAGCAUUGAGUCCAGUGGAGGCGGAAACAAGAACAAUUUCUGCUAUUGACAGUGAUACAGGAACUAUCACUCUUUCGCAAGCUUUAGAAUACACACACAGAGUGAGCUCGGAGACUUUCAACGGAAAGGUCGUUUCCAGUGUCUGCGCAGUUGCAUACACAUCAAGGACUGUAACAUUUAUGGGUGAAGAAACAGAAACAAACAAGUUGGGGGGCCGUAUUCUCGUUUCCGUGACAACCGCCCCUGGCACAUCUGACACCCUGACAGGAAGUGCAAACAUGGGAAAUGCCGCAUUCAAGAACAUGGGCCAAGAUGGCUAUACAGAUCCUUUCGACCCCCGUUUUGGUCUUGCACUCCUUGCAACCGGACCUGUCACUGAUAAGAAGUUUUCCAAGGUCUACGGUAACUCAUUCAUGAAUCUAGACAGCACAGCCAUAGGGGCGUUUGGAGUAUCCAAUUUGGACAUCGAGAACAAUCUGAUCUACCAUAGUAAUGGAAUUGGUCUAAAGCUUGGAGGCCAGACUGAGAAUACACGCGUUCGGAACAACAUUGCUAUGAACCUGUUAUGGACAGGAAGUUACGCUGGGCGGGCAGAGUCCACCAACAUUCGACAGGAAGCAUUAUUUGACCUAUACAACUCAAUUGAUACUGAUUUACAGAACAACUUUGCAUUUGGCUCUCAACGUGCCGGCUUCAGUCUUCCAGGGCAGUUGUGUGAGGAAACAUACAAACCUGGACUUCCUAAUUAUGCUAUUGGCAACCAGAUCGGUGUAUGGAUUGGUCCAAAUGAUGACAUCCAACAGUCAUCUUCACAGACAUGUGUACGGUUUUCCGACUUUGUCAUCAUGAAGAGUACAUACUGGAGUUUCUACUACAAUAACCACUACAGUGUUGAGUUUGAAAAUCUGAUACUAGCUGAAAAUGACGGCACCCUGCUCCCAAUGGUGAUAGGACCAAACCCACUUGGUCAUGUAUGUGGUGAUGAAUAUGUCAAGCUGAGUAAUUCCACGGUUAUUGGCCGUUUGCCCGGAGCCGAUUGUUCCUCGGAGACUUCCCCAUUUGGUACCUAUAUGGAUCUCAGUGGUCUUUGCAUGCAAGGAACUGGCCCUGGCGGGGCUCUACUUGCUGUCCUCUUUGGACAGAUUACAGGCGGAAGCAACAAUGCCCCUGAGAAGCCCUGCGGAAACAUUAUGUCUUACAAUACCCUCUGUGGACGUAUGGAAAUUACAGAUACCACGUUUGCAAACUUUGGCCCCGGAAGCAGUGGUUGCAAGGAUGCAUACGCAUUUGCUACUAAUCCAAAGAACGAUGACCUCCAGUACUAUGCAACUUUCUUGAAUAGCAAUCGCAUCAACAUUCCGGAUUCUCACGUAUUCUACUUCCACAGACCAAAUGUCGGUAAGAUCAACCCUGCUGAUUGCGUGGACAUGGAUUGUGAUGCUCUGAAGAAAGCCAUGAUUAUAGAUGAAGAUGGCACAUUGAUAGGAGCACCAGCAACUUUGUUUCCAGAGUCAGAGUGGGAAUGGGAUGGAGACCCGAGGAGAGGUCUUGGAGAUUUUAGGGUUCCAAAAGAUUCACUGACAACUGUGGAUGGGGACGUCCUAAGUGUUGAAGAGUUGGCUGAAAAAGGAAAAGGUAUCGUGCGCAAUGAUGGCUGUGAACUUAAAGAAUACAGCAAUUUUGCAUACUGGCAUUGCGAAGAUGACGCGUGGGAACUGCUGGUCAUGGAAAGCUUGGAUGCAGAUACGGAAAUGCGGCGUCUCUCCCCUGUCGCUGUCAUUCAAGAUGGCUACAUUGACCUUAUUAACGGACCCCAAGAUCAUGGCUGGUGUAGUGGCUACACAUGUCAAAAACGAGUCUCAGCCUUCCAUGGCAUUGUUAAAGCCAAUAGCGGCAUAGCUGAUAUCUACUUAAGCAGCACGCAACCUGACAAGAUGAGGUUUUUCAAGCUGGACGGUGCUGAUGAGAAUUGUGUAGUAAUCAGAUUUUACUACCUUAAUCCAAACCGCAUCGAUAUAUACACUGAUGGUGGUAGCAACCAUGUGUUACCAAAAAAUGGAUGGGAAGAUGAUGGAGUGUUCAAAUUCCGAAAUGAGCCAGGAGUUGAUUAUAAGCCAACCUGCUCGGACGCACAUGGAUCGAACUAUAUCGAUAGGGUUGCUCGUCAGUUGUAUUUUGUCUUGAAGGGUAAUACUGAUGUGCGACUGACAAGGGCCAAUGUUGUCCUUGUAUCACUUGGACUUCCUGGCAUGUCAGAGGAAGACUUCUUUGGACAAAACAUCAUUGAGAAUCUAGCUGCAAUUCUGGGUAUCCCUUUGACGAAGGUGCGAGUUGUCGAAAUCACAAGUAACUCAUUACGUCGCCGCAAGAGGGCAGUAGGCACUCUGGAGGUUGUAAUAGAAGUUGGGGAUGCACCACCAUCAAGUUCGUCAGACAGCACUGAGUCUGCAUUGGACUAUGCUAUAUACCUCAUGAAUGCUUGCCAGAGCGGUACCCUGGAUUCCGGCCUAGGUGCUGAUGAUGUUACUUGUGAUGAAAUCCUUGUUGGUGAGACCACGUACAGCCCAGCUCAACCCGCGGGUCUACAGUUUAUGCAAACAAUGACUCCACAGCAUGAGGGCGUACCCUUCACCAUGCAACCAAAAAUCAGAGCUUAUGAUUCCAAUGGUGACAUGAUCGACAACCUUGGUAUUGAAGAAAGCCCAUGGGAGAUCACAGCCUCCUUGCGCGCGGGCACGGGGCACUCAUCAGCGGCUCUCUCUGGAACGGUUACUGUUGCGUCAGAAAACGGCUGGGUGAACUUUACGGAUCUGCAGAUAUCUCACGCAGGAAGUGGAUACAUCAUCGACUUUGAGAUCACAGCACCCGCUGAAGCAGCUUACCUGAACUUCUCCCUGUCCACCGAUGCAUUUGACCUGGAUGCCGUACCGAUGACAGCAGGCGUGUACUCCAUGACGACUGACGACAUCAUCAGUGGUGAAACGCUUGCCAUUGUACUCAACCUUAGAGACAGCACAACAGAUGUAGCCAUUCCCGAUAUCACUUGGAGGGAUCAUACAUUCAACAUUGCCUGCGACACACUUAUUGACUUUGAGGAUGGUAGUUUGACUGGCACCCUCUCAGGAACGUUCGUGGCCGGCACUGGACGGGUAGCGUUCUCUGACUGGUCGUUCACUGGAUAUGGACUGGUUUACAUCAGCUGCCGUACACAGUCGACUCCUUCAGAGUUUGACUUCUACUCCUACCAUUCCCUCACUGUGCUGUCCCCGACACAGGCCAGUAUCCAGAUUGAGGCUACGAGCAUCAUCACACUGCGAUUCAACAACGAUUAUGACACAACACUCCCCACUGAGGCAGCUGCCAAGCAGCUUGAGCAGGAGACAAUAGCUGUAUUUAAUCAGAAAUUCCCUGACGUCAUUAUCACGGAUUCUAGUAUUUCUCCCGGCAGUAUCAUCGUGGCCUUCACCAUCGAAGGUGCGAGUUUGAAUGUUAGUAAUGUGGCUGAAGACAUCUGUAAGGACAUCUCCUCCGGCACAACUGUUGAUAUCGGUGGCCAGACGCUCACCCUGGACGGCUACAUGCUGGUGGAUGGGGAAGAGUUCUACUCCACGUGCUCAUCUAGCGAUGAGGAGGAUGGCCUGCAUGCCGCCUAUAUUGCUCUCAUCGUAAUCUUGUGUCUCCUCAUUGUUGGCAUUGUCGUCUUCGUCCUCGUAUACAAAUUCAAGAUCCAGCCAAACUCCAAGACUCAUGGUCAUCGUUUUGAAAUAACACCCUACCAGGGUGUAAAAGACAACCAGUCAAACGGCCAGAACCAACAAGCCGCAGGAUUCUAUUAUAUAGACAACGGUCGCACUGUAUUCCUUGCCGGAGCCAACCACAACGUCAAGGAGGGCUUCUUUAAGCAACGACAGAACACAGGCAUUCGUUCGGAGGCCAAUGUCCCCCCGAUCACGACCCUGUACGACGAGACCCCAGGCUACCUGCAGGUGCGCAAAUCCCCGCUUGAGAUGGACAUUGAGCGUGCAGUUACGCCCACUGAUUAGAUGGAUAUCGAUCGUUUAGCACCAAUUGACUACCAUGCUAUUGGCAAUAACAACAUGGAGUUUUUCUAUGGAUGAAAUGAACAUUACUAUGGACUUAUUAUAAGGUGUUACUUACUGAAUAAUCAAAUAAUAAGUAUGGUGUAAAAGUUCCUGUGUAUGCAAUUUCCAACUGAACUAAGAGCAAUGUAGAUUUUGUCAUGGAACUACUUUUUUCAGAUAUAACUUUGCAUUCAAACUUAUCUGUCGAUGUAAAAAGAACUUUCUAGGGUUAAACCUUAUUGACUGAAUUAAGGAGAUGUGAUUGUAUAACUUUAGAAAUAUCAUUUGUUAACACAACUGUGAACCAUGUUAGCCAGAAGUAUUGGGAAAUUGGUGAUGAAUUUCGGAUAAUGGACUUAUUCUUAUAGCCAUUUAUAUUCUUGAUACAUUUUUUGUGUUUCUGUGAUAGUGUACAGUUUUAUGUAGUGCCAUUUUGGAAUGAAUCUGUGAGAUAAUGAACAAUUUUAUAAACUUAACAAAUUACACAAAAAAUUGUAAAAAAAUCCUGUUACACUAAAAAAAUGAUCACAAAAUCAAGUGAUAAUCUUUGCUUCGAAAAAAAUGUUUGCAUUACAAUCAUAUCAAUAUUUGUAAAUCAAAACAUUUCAUAUGGAAAAUAAUUAAAUCAAAACUCUCUCUAGAGUGGCGUAGAUUAGAACUGUUAUCAGAGACAUUCCCUUGUUGUAUUUUUAUCUGUGAUAUAUGUGUAGAUUAGAGAUAAUUCUCUUCUCAAUCCAGUGUGUGCCUUAUUGUUUAUAAUCCUAAAUAUUUCUGCUGGCAUAAUACCAUAUUCUUCAAUUUGUGACAGGUUGCAGAUUCUUUGCAGAAAAUAAUGAUUUCAAAAAAUUUGUUUACUUUUUGAAAGUUUUUAUAUUUAUGCUUUGAGUUUAUUAAGUUAUAUAUCUUUUUUCUUUAUACAGAAAAAACACCAUUAUAAGAGAUAUAAAAACUUAACAUGUAUCUUGCCGAGAUGAAGCGAUCAAAUAUUUUUUUGUGAUUAGGCAUUUUUUGCUUUAAUGACUUCUUAAUAUCUGACCUCAAUAUUUUAAAUUUCUUAAUUGCUCAAGUUUACUCUUUUGAUGGUUUAUUUUUGGUUUUCUUUACACUUAUUUCCUUUCAUGAGAAAAGAAGUUGUAAAUAAAUGUCUGUCUACUAUUAUUACCUACUGGUAUCUGUUUACCUUUUUAAUAAGGCACUAUUUUGUUUGUUUGUUACAAAAAAAAGAAAAAAAAAAGAUAUAUAUUUUUUCUUUAUACUUUGUGAACAUUCUUUAAUAAAAUUAGAAUAGA